GAUUUUUUUUUGGGGUCUUGGUCAAAAAGGUUAGGGUUUAAAAAGAAGUACGAUUGCCUUCUCAAAGAAGCGUAAUUCACCAUAAGAUUGCGCGUUUCCUAAGCACAUCUGGUUCAUCCUCUGGUGCAAGAGAAGAAGUACAGCUUUAUUUAAGUCCCAAGCGAUGGUGCUCUAAGAGGAGAAACGCACCGGGUAAGAACACCACGCCAAUUACCAGAAGUCACGAAGAUGCUCAUUUUUGUUCUGAGGUCUUUGGUUUGAUAACUCCAGGUUGAGGCGUGAAGGUGUAAUCCUUGGAUUGUAGUGCCUUUCGAGAGACUCGAACAUAGCCUGAUCUGCUUCAAGGUUGAGGUGUGAAGGUGAUCAUCCUGAUUGGACUGCCUUUGGGGACUCGGACACAACCUGAUCUGCUCAAAGCUAACUUGUUCUUGAACUCAAAACCCAUUGCAGUGAUUUUAUCUCUGCAUCGCUUCUUCAGCAGAAAAGCAUCACGCGUUUCACCUUUCCCCCCUCAGAUUGCCAUGGAUGCAGGGCAGAGUCAGAGAAAGAGGACGGAGAAAGAGAGCACUAAGGGAGCAUCUGCUCCUUCGUUCAUCUUUUCGAUACCCUCGGAAGUUGGUAGUGAUCAAUACGAUGUGUUCUUGAGCUUUAGAGGCUCAGAUACCCGUAAGGGAUUCACCGAUCACCUCUACCACAGUUUGGUCAAUGCAGGGAUUGUACGGAUAUCCGUGUUUAGGGAUGAGAGCAGCAUACCUGUUGGCGAGGAAUUUGGUUCACAAAUUAUUGAUGCCAUCACACGGUCUAAAAUUUCGAUCCCCAUCAUCUCCGAAAAUUAUGCAUCAAGCAAAUGGUGCCUCUGCGAGCUCAUUCAUAUCAUGGACUGCAAGAAAAGGAUGUCACACAUAGUCUUGCCCAUUUUUUACAAAGUGGCCCCAUCGGAUGUGCGGCAUCUACAAGGAAAUUUUGGGAAGGCUUUCCAUUCACGUCAAGAGCGUUUUGAUAAGAAGGAUAUCGAGGAAGGGCAACGAGCACUUAAAGAAGUGAGCGACUUAAAUGGAUGGGAAUCCGAGAAAAUUGCUAAUGGGCAUGAGGGAGAAUUGAUAAAUCUCGUGGUCGAAACUGUUCUAAGCAAGUUACGGAAAGAUUUUCAGCUAGAUGUUCCUAAGCAACUAGUUGGACUUGAUGGUCAUUUGAAGGAAAUUAUGAAUUGGAUAAACAAUCCUUCCGUCAAUGCUCGAAUGAUUGGAAUUUAUGGCAUGGGCGGGAUAGGCAAGACGACUCUUGCCAAGUGCAUCUACAAUCAACUCUCGAAUAAAUUUGUGCAUAGCUUUCUUCCAGAUGUCCGAGAAACUACCAGGCGCCACGGUAUUAAGUGUCUACAGAGUCAACUAAUAUUGGAUAUACUAAAGAGAAACAGUCAAGUGUCUAGAGUUGAUGAUGGAAUUAACAUAAUCAAAUCUGAAUUCAAAAGAAAAAAGGUUCUCAUUCUUCUGGAUGAUAUAGAUCACAAGGAUCAACUAGAUGCUUUGGCUAGAGAACGUAAUUGGUUUACAACCGGAAGUUUGAUCAUUGUCACAACGAGAUAUCGAGCCGUUCUUGAUCAAUCAGAAUUCGAGGUAGACUACAUGUAUGAACUGAAUGAAAUGGAUGGGGUGCACUCUUUGCUUUUAUUUAACAAACAUGCAUUUCGUAUGGAUCAUUCUUCGAAGGACUUCGAGCGUAUUUCUCGAGAUAUCAUAUCAACCAUGGGUGGGCUUCCCCUGGCUCUUAAGAUUAUAGGUUCAUACUUGUAUAGAAAAACAAAUCUAAAAGUGUGGCAAGAUAUGCUUAAGCAAUUAAAAAACCAACCACAUAGGGAUGUCCAGGGGAUACUGAAGAUAAGUUUUGAUGCAUUAGAACGAGGACAUCAGGAGAUCUUUCUCGAUAUUGCUUGUUUCUUCAUUGGCGAAGAGUGCAAAUUUGCUAUGUACAUGUGGGAAGAGUGUGGAUUUUAUGCAAGUCAAGGAAUUGAAGAGUUGAAACUGAGAUGCUUAAUAAAAAUUGGAGAUGAUGGUAAGUUGAGGAUGCAUGAUCAAUUGAGAGAUCUUGGAAGGAACAUUGUUUGCCAAGAAGGACCGCUUGAGAGACGUAGUAGAUUAUGGGACAACAAUGAAGCCUUCGCAAUACUAAUGGGAGGAAAGGGAACUGAAAGCGUCCAAGCAAUUCGUCUCGACGGAUGCUAUGACUACUCUCACAAGCUCAAGACAGACACAAGUGAACACUUUAAAAAGUUACGAAGUUUAAGAUUCCUUUGUUUGGGGAAGGUGACUUUAAGUGGAGAUUUUAACGAGCUGUUUUCUGAAUUAAGAUGGCUUCAAUUGUCUACCAUAGAACUAUUUUCAGCAACCAAUUUGCAUCUACCGAAUUUAGUGGUCUUGCGGUUGACGAGCAACUUGUUGAUAGCAGAGGAUUGGAGAGGAUGGAGCUCAAUUAUGAUGGCAGAGCGGCUGAAAGUUCUCAAUCUUCAUGGCUGCCUUAAUUUAAGAUGUACUCCUGAUCUCUCGGCUUUCAUAAAGUUGGAGAUUCUCAUCUUGACAUACUGUUCCAAAUUGAAGCAAGUCCACCCUUCUAUUGGCAAAGUCAAGAGUCUUGUUUCCCUGAACUUGGGUAACUGUUACAAUCUCGAGGAGCUGCCCGAGGAAGUGGGCGAGUUAGAAGAACUAAAAGAACUUAAUGUGGGUUGUACUUGUAUUACAAAGAUUCCUAUGUCAAUCGGUUCUCUAAGGAAGCUAGAGAAACUAAUCGCCUUCAAUUGUUCCUCACCGAGAGAAAUCUCUAACUCAAUUGGCAGUCUUUCUUCUCUCCAACACCUUGACCUAAAUUAUUGUGACACAUUGAGAGAAAUCCCUAGCUCAAUUAGGAAUCUUUCUUCUCUCCAACACCUUGACCUAUCUUGUUGUAAGUCAUUAAGAGAAAUCUCCAGCUCAAUUGGGAAUCUUUCUUCUCUCCAACACCUUGACCUAUCUUGGUGUAAGUCAUUGAGAGAAAUCUCUAACUCAAUUGGCAGUCUUUCUUCUCUCCAACACCUUAACCUAAAUCAUUGUGAGUCAUUGAGAGAAAUACCUAGCUCAAUUGGGAAUCUUUCUUCUCUCCAACACCUUGACCUACCUUAUUGUAAGUCAUUGAGAGAAAUUCCCAGCUCAAUUGGGAAUCUUUCUUCUCUCCAAUACCUUGACCUAAGCCAUUGCGAGUCAUUGAGAGAAAUCCCAAGCUCAAUUGGGGAUUUGCAGAAUUUGCAACAUCUGGACAUUAGUUAUUCUGCGAUCGAAAAGUUACCUAGUGAAAUCGGUGACUUGUUUUCGCUCAAGAUUUUCAAAAUCAGUGGCACAUCGAUAUCUAACCUGCCAGAAAGCAUUCAAAAUAUUUUUUCUCUCCAACAACACCUUGAACUAAAUGACUGCAAAGAGCUCUGGUUGCUGCCAGAGCUUCCUUUCGUAACACAUCUUUUUGUCAAAUAUCCCAAUCCCAAGAUCCUUCAAACUAUCUAUUGA
Messenger RNA from Syzygium oleosum, 3530 nucleotides. RefSeq names its product disease resistance protein RUN1-like. The coding region runs from base 522 to 3530 and encodes 1002 amino acids. The transcript is spliced from 7 exons. Lineage: Eukaryota; Viridiplantae; Streptophyta; Magnoliopsida; Myrtales; Myrtaceae. The record is from RefSeq and is a predicted model, not a curated record. Gene Ontology annotation, molecular function: protein binding; ADP binding. Gene Ontology annotation, biological process: signal transduction; defense response.